This is a messenger RNA of Caenorhabditis auriculariae, 3383 nucleotides long. The record is from the annotation of a GenBank genome assembly. NCBI's taxonomy places the organism in Eukaryota, Metazoa, Nematoda, Chromadorea, Rhabditida, Rhabditidae.
AUGACGGCACCGUCCCCCACUCCUAACUUCAACAUCAUGGGCUCGGAGGCGCCCGGUUGUCUUCCCCUCAACAAUUCCUGUGUCUGCCACACCGAAUACAUGUUCUACGAGUACAUGGAGCGGAUGCUGCUAGGCCUCGUCGCCGUGCCGAUCAUCGCUUUCGGAGUCCUCGCCAACCUCACCUCGGUCCGAAUCUUCACCCACCGGAUCAUGUCCUCCUCCAGCAUCAACUGGUACCUGGCCGUCCUCUCCGCCUCAGAUACCCUCAUCCUCAUCUCUGCCUUCUUUGUCCUUGCGCUUCCACGGUUUGGCGAGCUGCUCUCUUGGUGGCGAGCCAGUUAUAUCAGGUUCGUUUUUCAUGUCGUCUGAAUACGAGGUUGAGUUUGUCGGUGGAAACUGAGGUGCAGACAUUUACAAAAAACUUUCAAAAACAAAUUGAUUUCCGAUUCAAAAGAAAAAGUUUUUUUCCGAUUAAAUUUGUCUAUUUGUCAACCCAAACUGCUUUUUUGAAGUUUUUAUUUAGAUGUUUUUAUAAGGCGGUUAGAGAAAACAAUGAACUGUACUCAAAAAUGUCUACGCUUCGGUUUUCUUCCAUAAUUUUUUAGUUGAGUGCUACUGUCCGUUCCUAGUGAGAAGUCGUCAAAAAAAUUUUUUGAAACAUUCUUUACUGUUCAACGCCAUAAAGCUAAUUAGGAAAUCUUUUUUCAAUACUUGUAAAAAAAGUACUUUUUAAAAAAAAAGCUUUAUUCUAAUGGUUUUGCUGAUUUUUGUACAGUUUUGUUGCCUCAGCCGCUAGCUGUAGUUGUUUUUUUGUGCAGCUCAGUUUCUAUUAUCAUUUUCGCAGCUCACUAUUUUUUUUACGUGUCAAAUUAUGCCUUUCUUUGUUUCUCAUGCACUAAUCAGUAAUUUUAUUCGAAAAUGGUGGUCAAAAGCGAGAUAAUUUAUUUAACUGCAGAAAUCGAGUUUUUUUUUUUAUUUCUAGCUCAACCUUUGCCUUUUUUCAGUUUGGAUGUGUUUAGUUAUCAUGUUUGUGUUGAUGUUUCUGUGCAAUAAACAUUGAUAAUUGAUGUUAACCUUGGUUUUUCAAAAGAAUAUUCCGAUUUCAGCUACUCGGUGACGCCAUACAUGUAUGGGCUCAUGAUGACGGCUCAAACUUGCAGGUGUGUCAAGUUUAUUUUCGAAAGUUUGCAUUAUUUAUACUUCUAACAUUCAUAAAGGGUAAACUUGAUUUUUCUCUUUUGACAAACACCUUUAAAGGCGCGUACUUCGACAUUUCUAUCAUUCAGCAUAGGCUUCUGUGUCAUAAUGUUAGCUCUAAGCAACCUUUGGAAAAGUUUCCGGUAAAUUUCAAAUUUCGGAACUCUUUGAAAUUCAUCAGGCUGUUCUGAAAUGAUGAUUGAUGACAGGUUUGCAUUCCAAAAAGCAUCAAUCAAAGUUUUGAAUUGAGAUUUCAAAAUAUAAAAAACAGUUUUUUUCUUUUCAAGUUUUUUUAAAAAAACUAUAUAGACUUUUGCCGUUUUUUUUUCUGAAACGGAUUUGGUCUCUUUAUUCAAUCGAACGCUGGGGGUUAAACUUUGAACCUUCUAAAAAGACUCGUUGCUAAUCAUGAGAAAACUUUAAAUAAAAACAUGAGCUUCUGAGUUAUUUCUGAAAGUUGAAGCAUAAAAAAAAACUUUCUGGCCUGAAAAUUUCCUUAUUUUGCCAUCAUCACUGCUGAUCAAUAAUGAAAACAAAUUCCGCUAGGAUCAAGAGUCAUAUUAUUUUCGGCACCCAGUCAGUUUUUCCCUCGAUAGAGACUUUCUAAGACUGUAAUUCAAGAUUCAUUUUGACAGUGUGUUCAUGACUGUGGGAGUAUCAGUCCAUCGUUACAUCGGAGUGUGUCAUCCGUACAAAUCCGUCGAAUGGCUCCCCAAAAAACGAGUCACCACUUUCAUUUUGUGCCUCAUCGGCUUCAGUGUCAUCUUCAACACCACACGUUUUUUCGAGGUCUGUCAAUUUUCUAUUAUUGACUCGAAAUAUCUCACUAGGUUGCUCAAAGCUACAAAUACCUUUUUGGUUAAGCUCAUCAAUAAACUCAUCAUCACUUUUUUCGAACUUCUUUUUUUCCAGGUUUACAUCUCAAAUGUUUGCUUUCGCGAGAACAUCAAGUUCGACAUGCCUUCCUUGCAACCAACAUCUUUGCGAAUGUCGAGUCUUUAUAGGUUUGUUCUUUUAUUUUUCACGUUGAUAUCCUUGGGAAGUGUAGAAAAUGAUUCAAAAUUUUCAGGCAAAUCUUUUUCGGUUGGGCCUACACGAUUGUCAUGUACGUAGUGCCGUUUACCUUGCUCAUCGCGCUGAAUUCGAUGGUCCUGUCCGCAGUCCGGAAAAGUCGCCGGAUGCACAUGGUCAGCCAGGUGAGAGCCUGAAGAAUGAGACCUCUUCUAAGAAUUAAAAAAAAACAAAAUAUUUAAUCUUCUUAAAAAACAAACUUUUUUUUAUUCUUCAUCUUCUUUUAAUCUGAUUAAACCUGGAGUCGUAGCUCAAGGAGGGUUUUAAAAUAAAGUUCAACACGACCUGGGCUUUGAAAAAGAACUGAAAAAAUCGAAAAGACUUUUUAGCCUGACGAUCUGGUUUUAGAAAUGAGUUCUACUAAAUUGUCUACACUGUUUGUCUUAUUUGACAAAGUACGUUUCAGUGCGGAGCCGAAAACGAAGAGUACUCGAAAAAGGCGGAGAGAAAAGAACGACAGACGUCGAUAAUGCUCGUCUCAAUCGUCGUCCUCUUCAUCUCCUGCAACACUCUCGCCUUCGUCUGCAACAUCAUGGAGAACGUGGAAGAAGAAGGUCCCAUGUACCAGUCGCUGGUCACCUUCAACAACCUUCUUGUCAGUUCCAGUCCUCAAGUUUGGAAAAUAAUUGUGAAAAAGCUGCUGAAUUGUGACAUCAGUAGAAAUCGAAGACCUUCUCUCAAUAAAAGACUAACUCAAAAAAGCUUGAAAAACUUGAGACGUGAACAAAAUAUAAUAUUCUGCAUAGUUUACACUGUGUAUUAUUAUGUCGUCAGAACCCGUCUCUUAACUUUCAGUGAUACCUCAAGUCAGCCGUGAGUCUAUUUCAUUUCGUUUUGGAAAUUUUCGCAUUUUUAUUGCCAGAUUUUUCUAGUUAUGAAUGGGAGAUUUUUUUUUUCGUCCUGAAAGCAAGUUAAAAAAAAACGAGAAGCUCGCAACUUUGACAGACUUGAAUUGAGAUUUUCGAUGGGUCUAUUUGCAGGUGAUAAUCAACGCUUCGUUCAACAUUUGCGUGUACAUGCUUUUCUCCGACAAGUACCGGACUCUGCUUCGGCAUUACGUCUGCUGCGAUUGGUCACGGCCCGGCGAACUUCUCGUCAGCUCCGUCGCCGCUUGA